Molecule: messenger RNA, 894 nt
Organism: Teleopsis dalmanni
Lineage: Eukaryota; Metazoa; Arthropoda; Insecta; Diptera; Diopsidae
Exons: 3
Coding region: 93-878 (261 amino acids)
Source: RefSeq, a predicted model, not a curated record
ACUCAAGCUACAAGUCUCUUUUCAUUGGCUUGUCUUUGACGUUUGCAACGUUCUUAAAAUCUCGUGCAUUAAAAAAUUUUAAAAGUUAAAAUAUGGAAAAUAUUUCUUCCACUACAAUGGAAAGUUUAGAAGACGUGAAGCAGGAGGAAAUGGUAGAAAACCCUGAAUCAGACUUACCGAUUCCAGAGGCCGGUGAUUUAAUUACCAAGGACUCAACUCCUGUGCAAAAUGUGGAGAACGUUCCAGAGGUGGCAAGUUCGGCUGUUAAAAACGAAAUACACAAACCCCUAAAGCAACCUUGCCCUGAGAGGUACAAUGUAGAUAUUAAAACGGUGUUCCCUGAUUUUAAGGAAGGCGAACCUUUAAAUAUUUUCCUGCUUCAAUACCGCUUGGCUCAGAUAAAUACUGAGAUUAUCAGAUUAUCUGAGCAUACUGAUGAACUACCAAGCACCAGUUCCAAGGACAGCUCUAAGGAAGCUGGUACAGGUCCAAACGCGUGUCGUUGGGAUAAAACAGGCAGCUCUGGAGAAGCUGGUGAAGAAGUUGUUGUGCCUUCAAACAAGUGUCGUAAGACCGAAAGUAGCAAGAAUAGCACCUCUAAAGAUAAUGCUGAACUACCAAACGAGCGUCGUAAACGCAUCGGUGGAAUGUGUGUAAAAACUGAUGUACCUAAAAAGAAGUGCAACAUUGUAACAACUGUAGAUAAUUGUGAAUCACCAAAUAAACGUUGUAAGAGGACCAGUAACACCUUAAAAGGUAAUGGUGAAGCACCAAAAACACGUCGCAGGAACACCAGCUCUGGAAAAACUGGUGCAUCCCAGAAAACGCGCCGUAAGCGCACUAGUACUUAUAAUUAUCAGGACUUCGAAUAUUAUUAAUAUUUAAAAAAGUUUU